This is a messenger RNA of Anopheles maculipalpis, 2661 nucleotides long. RefSeq names its product hornerin-like. The coding region runs from base 1 to 2661 and encodes 886 amino acids. NCBI's taxonomy places the organism in Eukaryota, Metazoa, Arthropoda, Insecta, Diptera, Culicidae. The transcript is spliced from 2 exons. The record is from RefSeq and is a predicted model, not a curated record.
AUGUAUAAUUUUGUGUUCGUGGUACUGUGUGCGCUGCUGGUUGGCGGAGCGCUGGGUGAGGCGGCGCUCGGCAACUACUACAAGGAUGUUGUGCGGGAGCAGCACAAGCUAAUAAAUGAGAUGAAUCAAAACUUUACCGAGCUCGAGAAGGCCAGCGAAAAGCUGAUCGAUCUCGGCUUCUACGUCGGCAAACACAAGCUGCCACCGAAAACGGUCAAGAUCACCAAAACGGUGGCAGUGAAGGUGCCCGUACCGUUCCCGGUGAAGGUACCGGAACCGGUGCCGGUCCCGGUGCCAGUGAGCAAACCUGUCCCGGUCCCCGUUCCGACACUGGUCGCGAUACCGGUCGAGAGUACUGUCGCGACCUUGCCGGCAGUUACUGUGGCCGGUAACAGUAACGGUGACCCAAGUCCGUCGCCGGCACCCACGGAUGCUGACCCAGCGUCGUCACAGGCGCACGCUAGCACGGUGCAGGUCCAAGAGUACGUACAAUCGUUUCCAAUACACUCUGUAUACGACGCUGGCGACGAUUACAAUCCCAUGGAAGGAAACCGUCUCGCACUAGCGGAACACACUGCAUCCCCUACUGAGAGCACGUUCAGUAAACCAAGUCCUUCUUCACUUCAACAGUUGGAAGAGUAUCACCACCAGCACCACCAGCACCACCAUGCCCAGCAGCAUUCGCAACAGUCGAAGCAUCAUCAACAUCAAAGCGCAACGCAAACGGGAUCGCAUUCGAGCGCGGAACAGUACUACGGGGGACACGGGAUCGGGGGCAGCGGGGGUGCCCAACGACAGUACUAUGUCGGUGGUGCUCAAGUUCAAACCGGUGCGCAUCCGGCUGCAAAGUUCCGACCUGAGUCUCAUGCGCUCCAACCGGCGGCCGAAUCGUAUGACUUCGGGGACUCCGCCAGCCAAUUCCACUCGGCCGCGUUCGCCCGUGCCACGGAUUCGCCCUAUUCCGCUGCGUCAGGCCUCACCGGAGACAAAUCUGCACCGUCUGCGUCGUCGGCCAUCGGUGAAGACUACCACUUUGCCACCGAGCAGCAGCAGCAGCAGUUCCAGCGAGGACAGCACGGAGAAUCUAACUUCGAGACAGAGCAAUUCAGUCGAGGAGGAGGAGGGGGAGGAAGAGGAGGAGACGCAGGAACAACUGGACGAGGAGGAGAAUCGAGCGGAGGAAGAAUCUUUGGAGGAGAGAUCGGAGGAAUCGGAGGAACAGGAGGUGAUCCGCAAGCCAGUGCGCACUCGUACGUCAAGUUCAGCGAAACUGCGGACCUCCACCAACAAGCGGACCACGAAGCGGCCCCGGUACCGCGAUACCAAAGUGAAGGCGAAACGCGACUCCAAGCGGGAUUCGAAGCGGGAUUCCAAGAAGGGUUACAAGCGACACACCAAGCUGGACUCGAAGCGGGACUCCAAGCGGGACUCGAAGCGGGACUCCAAGCGGAACAAGCUGCCGAAAAAGGUGCGCACCGUCAUGGAGCCGGUACCAAAGGUCAAGAAAGCAACGAGCUCACUCCACGCCCGUUCCAAACUGUUCGCGAAUCGUACCCGCACUAUGAAAAGCCCGAUUUACGUCACUACCACGGAGAGUCCGGUGACCGCCACAACCACCACCACCACCAGACCAUUCAUAACCACCAUCAUACCGAUCAUUCGCAGCAAACCGCUGGCCGCGGUGGAAGCAGUACCGGCAGCAUCCUCACCGAAGGCUACGAUCACCCAGCUUUCGCCAAGUCGAACCGACCUGCUGCUGCAGGAGUCACCACCACCGCCACCGGAACUCUUUCCCCCGCCGCCCCUACACACGGUUACACGGUAUCGGGGGAGCGGUCCAUUUACCCGCCGGUAUCCACCGCGGGCUACCAUCAUACGCAUCCAUAUCCAGCGAACCUACCGGGGGAAGCGCAUAAAGAUCUACGUCAUCAAGCCGACGCCACCGGAGCCGAACGCUUUCCUUUCUACCACGCCACCAAACACGAUCCCCACCUUGCUCGGCCUGCCCUCAAACCGUAUCACUCAGGCGCUGCUGCCGGACCAGCCUAUCAGCUACAGCAACAGUAUGGCGAUCACAAGGAGUCCCAGGCGCGCGGUGCCGCCGCGCAAACCGAACUUCGGCAAGGUGGCACCGGUGGCUACAGUACCUACACCGAGCACCACAACUACCACCACCACCAUCACUACCUCAACGGUCAGCAGCACGAUCGCCCGAAGCACAAGGGAAGUUACGGAUCCCGCUCGAUCAAGCCCAUCGUCUACAGUGUCCCCAGUGACGCACACCUCUACCCUGGCUACAACCAGCACCACGCUCACCAGCACGGAAGCGCCAGUGACGCAACCAACGCCGGCAACCACGCCGGAACGGCCGGCAAGUUCCACUAUCACUUCCACAAUGUCCACCCAGUUGGUGCCGGAAGUGGACCAGACCACCAUCACGAGUCAGCUGCCAGCGAGCAGUACACCGUCCAUACCGAGUACGGUGGUGUUGCCGGACCGGACGGAAGCGUCGUAACGUCGUACGAUCCACCUGCCAGCGGCAGCACCAUACACUUCCACGACGACGGUACGGGUGACAUGUUUGCCGGUGCUUCUACCGUGCAGGAACAACAUCGGGCACCGUACGGGGAGUCCUCGGACUCGUACCGGCACACGCAAUGA